CAGCGCUCCUGUCUGGAGGGGCCGAUUCAUCCAUCAGGGAUCACGCAGGAAAAUUGCCGCAGGAACUUGAUGAGAACAUCAGCAGCUGGGACAUUUGGCCUUCUGUCCAAUAGAUGAAUUAGAAUGGUGGCACAUGGACCUUGUAUCCUUUUAAGAAUGUCUUAGUGUUUCAGCAUUCAUCGCUAUGCGAUUUUGCUGGUGCUCCAAAUUGCCCAGCAUCCAUUUCUACAUUGGAUUUGGGCAGGCUACAGACUGUGGACGCACUUUGGCGAGCACCUCUUUAGUGUUGGGCGUACUAAAUAUUAAUUGUCUUGGAGAAGCCCCAGGUGGAUUCAGCCAGGUGACUGCAUCGUGAUUUCAGAUUUGGAAAUGGUAGCUUAGUCUUGCGUAAAAAUGCUUGUGAUCACAUGAUGUUUUCCUUCUGAUUGAAGCUGCUUUAGCUGAGCACAUGAAGCUGAAGCUGUGCUCUCUAACAUGACCAUUGUGGCGGUUUGUGAGUGCAAUUAUUUACAGACUUGAGGUCAAUGCAGCCUGGAAUGCAGAAUGGAAAUUUGAGCUGCAUGUCAUUAUAGAAAGAGGAACGCAAACAUUAGAGCAGAGUGAGCGCGAGGGAGUAAGGAGAAAGGGCUGCCUUGCAGCGUUAAUGCAACGUGUGCAAGAU
Coccomyxa subellipsoidea C-169 is the source of this 661-nucleotide messenger RNA. RefSeq lists its product as hypothetical. The transcript has a single exon. Gene Ontology annotation, cellular component: cytoplasm; nucleus. NCBI's taxonomy places the organism in Eukaryota, Viridiplantae, Chlorophyta, Trebouxiophyceae, Coccomyxaceae. The coding region runs from base 185 to 355 and encodes 56 amino acids. The record is from RefSeq and is a predicted model, not a curated record. Gene Ontology annotation, molecular function: protein binding.